AUGCUGUUCCCUCCCACCCCCGUCUGUCCGUCUGCUGGAGACACGAGCCGCAGCCUCAGAGCGGACCGGACCGGCCAGCACCGCCCCUUCAUGCAUGUCAUCCGGGAUCCGGUCCCGGUCCUGAACCCGGUCCGGGAUCAGGUCCCGGUCCUGAACCCGGUCCUGGAUCCGGUCCCGGUCCUGAACCCGGUCCUGGAUCCGGUCCCGGUCCUGAACCCGGUCCUGGAUCCGGUCCCGGUCCUGGAUCCAGUCCCGGACCCGGUCCGGGAUCAGGUCCCGGUCCUGGAUCCGGUCCCGGUCCUGGAUCCGGUCCCUGAACCCGGUCCUGGAUCCGGUCCGGGAUCAGGGUCCUGGAUCCGGUCCCUGAACCCGGUCCUGGAUCCGGUCCGGGAUCAGGUCCCGGUCCUGGAUCCGGUCCCGGUCCUGGAUCCGGUCCCGGUCCUGAACCCGGUCCUGGAUCCGGUCCCGGUCCUGAACCCGGUCCUGGAUCAGGUCCCGGUCCUGAACCCGGUCCUGGAUCCGGUCCCGGUCCUGAACCCGGUCCUGGAUCCGGUCCCGGUCCUGGAUCCAGUCCCGGACCCGGUCCGGGAUCAGGUCCCGGUCCUGGAUCCGGUCCCGGUCCUGGAUCCGGUCCCUGAACCCGGUCCUGAUCCGGUCCGGGAUCAGGUCCCGGUCCUGGAUCCGGUCCCGGUCCUGGAUCCGGUCCCGGUCCUGAACCCGGUCCUGGAUCCGGUCCCUGAACCCGGUCCUGGAUCCGGUCCGGGAUCAGGUCCCGGUCCUGGAUCCGGUCCCGGUCCUGGAUCCGGUCCCGGUCCUGAACCCGGUCCUGGAUCCGGUCCCGGUCCUGAACCCGGUCCUGGAUCCGGUCCCGGUCCUGAACCCGGUCCCCUUCCUGAACCCGGUCCGGGAUCCGGUCCGCAGAGGAACGUUCAGCCUGCAGAGAAGCUCAGCAGAACAUUCUAG
Messenger RNA from Gambusia affinis (western mosquitofish), 963 nucleotides. Its product is annotated as tetra-peptide repeat homeobox protein 1-like. NCBI's taxonomy places the organism in Eukaryota, Metazoa, Chordata, Actinopteri, Cyprinodontiformes, Poeciliidae. The record is from RefSeq and is a predicted model, not a curated record.